AUGGCUACAGAAACAAAGAUUGAAAAGAAGCCCGUCAACUUCUCAAACCUCCUUCUUGGUGCUGCCCUUAACUUGGCUGAAGUUACCACUUUGGGCCAGCCCCUCGAGGUUAUCAAGACCACUAUGGCCGCUAACCGUGGUGAUUCUUCCCUUACUGCAAUCUCGAAAAUCUGGAGUCGUGGUGGCUUCUUUGGCUUUUACCAAGGCCUUAUUCCUUGGGCUUGGUUUGAGGCCUCCACCAAGGGUGCUAUCCUCUUCUUCGUCUCUGCUGAGGCUGAAUACGCUGCAAAGGCUUCCCUGGGUAUGGGCAACUUUGCUGCCGGUAUAACUGGUGGUAUUCUCGGUGGUGUUGCACAGGCAUACGGUACUAUGGGUUUGACCACUUGCAUGAAGACUGUCGAAAUCACUAGAAAUAAGGCCUCUUCCGUUGCCGGCGCUAAGGUCCCCGGUACUUGGGAGGUUUUCACUCAAAUCUACAAGAAGGAAGGCAUUAAAGGUAUCAACAAGGGUGUUAAUGCUGUUGCUAUCCGCCAAAUGACCAACUGGGGGUCUCGUUUCGGGUUUGCCCGUCUGGCUGAAGAAGGUAUCAGAAAGGUCUCUGGUAAAACAAACAAGGAUCAGAAACUUAAUGUCUGGGAAAAGAUCUGUGCCUCCAUUGUUGGUGGUGGUCUUUCUGCCUGGAACCAACCUAUUGAAGUUAUCCGUGUUGAAAUGCAAUCUAAGACCCAUGACCCUAACAGACCUAAGAACUUGACUGUUGGCACUGCCUUUAAGUACAUUUAUGAGACCAAUGGUAUCAAGGGUCUUUACAGAGGUGUUACCCCCCGUAUUGGUCUGGGUGUUUGGCAGACUAUCUUUAUGGUCGCUCUUGGUGACAAGGCUCGUGAGCUUGUUUCCAAAAUGACAGGUGAAAAGGUCACUGGUGGCCAUUAA
This is a messenger RNA of Magnusiomyces paraingens, 933 nucleotides long. RefSeq lists its product as uncharacterized. Gene Ontology annotation, biological process: mitochondrial citrate transmembrane transport; alpha-ketoglutarate transport. The record is from RefSeq and is a predicted model, not a curated record. The transcript has 3 exons. The coding region runs from base 1 to 933 and encodes 310 amino acids. Gene Ontology annotation, molecular function: tricarboxylate secondary active transmembrane transporter activity. Gene Ontology annotation, cellular component: mitochondrion. Lineage: Eukaryota; Fungi; Ascomycota; Dipodascomycetes; Dipodascales; Dipodascaceae.